This is a messenger RNA of Coccinella septempunctata (seven-spotted ladybird), 1193 nucleotides long. RefSeq names its product UPF0605 protein CG18335-like. Lineage: Eukaryota; Metazoa; Arthropoda; Insecta; Coleoptera; Coccinellidae. The transcript is spliced from 7 exons. The record is from RefSeq and is a predicted model, not a curated record. The coding region runs from base 167 to 1090 and encodes 307 amino acids.
UUCUAUAGAAAACCUUUUUGACGUUUUUACCUAAGGUAUCAUUCAAAUUAUGUGGAAGUAAUGUGAGGGGUUUUCUCGAAAAUUUCCAUAAACGGUCAAAUGGGGAAAGAAAUUAAUGUGUAUUAAGUAAAAGGGCUCAAAAAUUAUUCGAAUCGUUUAAAUCGAGAUGGAGCUGGUAUCAACACCAAAUCCUCAUUAUAUACCAGGGUAUACUGGAUACUGCCCCCAAUACAAGUAUCGAAUUGGUGAUACUUAUGGCACUACAACCCACAAAGUAAUCUUGGACCCAACAGUACAUCACGCUGAAAAACUAGUGUUGUCUGAUAGAACAGCUGAUGACUUCCAGGUUACCAGACCAGCCAAAAAUGAAAUCGAUCUUGUCAAUGCCAGAUCACGUUUUGGGGAUGUCGUAUAUAAACAUCCUAUAAUACCUGGUUAUGAGGGCUUCAUUCCGAGGGAACAUGGCAAAUUUGGGCAGAGGCUUUCCGUGCAAGCCACGGAGGCACUUUCGGAUUUCGAGAAAUUGCAGAGUGCAGAUAGAAGAGCUCUGAACAAUUUGAUGAGGAUCGGAGCUCUGCAAGACAACAAAUGGGAUCCAAAAAAUUUAGAAGAUAGAGAGUUGGCUCAAAGUCAAUUCCAGUUGCCUCUACUUGAAGUGAGGCCGGAAUGUGCCAACAUACUUCGUAAUUUACCGGUGGAUGAGGCCCCUCUGAGUCCACCAAGAAGUUCGCAGAGUCCCUAUUUCAUGGACAACACAGAUCCCGGAAAGAAAUUGGUGAAAGGUUUUGCUGGACAUGUACCUUUCGGUUAUGCGAAUUUCGGAAAAACGAACGAGGCAAUGACCAACAGCGCCCUUUGUGAUUUCACCUCCAACUACCGCAAGAGGUUGAGUACAGAGUGGUCACCGGUUAGCAUCAGCAGACCGGAUCCUCCUCUGCUGAUACAGCCUUCAGAAAUCUAUCACAGACAUGUUGGGCAGCUACCAAAUUACUGCGGACACAUUCCAGGAGCUAUAUUCAGAUUCGGUAAAACGUACGGAAAUGACACGAGAGACGCAAAGCGCUGGCUUCGAGGAGAUUUUAGUUCGUGAAAUCAAGGAGGAUUACAAAUUAAUAUCCGCCUAUUCGAAUGAAAUUAGAAUUAUGUUAUCGAAAAAUGCUAUAUUUUCAUUCUAUUAAAUUGGCUUCAUGGAA